AUGUCCACCCUCUCGCUCCGCCUCCGCGCGGCCACUCCCGCCCCCUCCAGAAGGGCCUUCUCCACCACCCCCAAGGUGGCGAGGGAGGGCACGCCCCUUGCCCCGUCCGAGGGCAAGAGGUUGAACCGGUAUUCCCAUCAAAUCACCUCGCCCAAAACACAAGGCGCCUCGCAAGCCAUGCUCUACGCAACAGACGGGAUCGACUCUCCUGAAGACUUGGCAAAGCCCAUGGUCGGCAUUGCGAACGUUUGGUACGAAGGCAACCCCUGCAACAAACACGUCCUCUCCCUCGGCCACCUCAUCAAAUCCUCCCUCACCCGCGCCGGAAUAACCGGCUACCAAUUCGGCACAGUCGGCGUAUCGGACGGCAUCUCGAUGGGCACGUUCGGCAUGAGUUAUUCCCUCCAGAGUAGGGACCUCAUUGCGGAUAGUGUCGAGACGGCCGCCGGAGGGCAUUGGUUGGAUGGCAUGGUUACUAUUCCUGCCUGCGACAAGAACAUGCCCGGCGUCUUGAUGGCUCUCGGUCGCUUGAACCGCCCGGGAAUCAUGGUCUACGGCGGCACGAUGCAGCCCGGCUCGUGCGCCGACCAGCCCGUCCUCGACGUCGUCUCGGCCUUCCAGUCCUACGGCAAGUACCUCGAGUCCGGCGCGGACGAAGCCGCCGAGCGCGUCAGGCUCGAGACGGUCCGCAACUCGUGUCGCCGUGAAGGAGGCGCGUGCGGGGGGAUGUAUACCGCUAAUACGAUGGCGAGCGCGGCGGAGGCGAUGGGUAUGACCCUUCCUGGAUCGAGCUCGACCCCCGCUGCGUACCCCGAGAAGAAGGCCGAGUGCGAAGCGGUCGGCGAGGUCAUGCGCAACAUGCUCGAGAAGGACAUCAAGCCGCGCGAUAUCAUGACCCGCGAGGCGUUCGAGAACGCAAUCGUCCUCACCAUGAUCCUUGGUGGCUCGACAAACGCCGUCUUGCACCUUAUCGCCAUCGCGCACUCGGUGGGCAUCAAGCUCUCGAUCGAUGACUUCCAGAGCGUGUCGGACCGCGUCCCCUUCAUCGCUGACCUCAAGCCGAGCGGAAAGUAUGUCAUGGAGGACGUUCACAAGAUCGGCGGUAUCCCCACCGUCUUGAAGUACCUCCUCGAGAACAAGCUCAUCAACGGCGACAUCAUGACCGUCACGGGCAAGACUCUCGGCGAGAACCUCGAAUCCGCCAAGCCCCUCCCCCACGGCCAAGACGUCAUCCGCCCGCUCUCGUCGCCCAUCAAGCCGACGGGCCACAUCCGCAUCUUGAAGGGCAACAUCGCGCCCGGUGGAUGUGUCAGCAAGAUCACGGGCAAGGAGGGUCUCACGUUUGAGGGAAAGGCGAGGGUGUUUGAUAAUGAGGACGACGUGACCAAGGCCAUUCAGAGCGGGAGUAUCAAGAAGGGCGAGAAGACGGUCAUUGUCUUGCGCUACCUCGGACCCAAGGGUGGACCCGGCAUGCCCGAAAUGCUCAAGACGACCUCGAUGGUGAUGGGCGCCGGACUCGGGCUCGACGUCGCGUGCGUCACCGACGGUCGCUUCUCUGGCGGCACGCACGGAUUCACGGUUGGACACGUCGUUCCCGAGGCGUUUGUCGGCGGAAACAUUGCGUUGAUCGAGGAUGGCGAUGUCAUCUACAUCGACGCGGUCAAGAACACGAUCGACAUGCGCGUCUCGGACGAGGUCCUCGAGCAGCGGAGGAAGGCGUGGAAGCCCCGCGAGCCCAAGGUCAAGCAGGGCACGCUCUACAAGUACAUCAAGCUCGUCACGAACGCUAGCGAGGGAGCCAUCACCGACGGCCCUUGA
This is a messenger RNA of Rhodotorula toruloides NP11, 1818 nucleotides long. RefSeq names its product dihydroxy-acid dehydratase. Gene Ontology annotation, cellular component: mitochondrion. Gene Ontology annotation, biological process: branched-chain amino acid biosynthetic process. NCBI's taxonomy places the organism in Eukaryota, Fungi, Basidiomycota, Microbotryomycetes, Sporidiobolales, Sporidiobolaceae. Bases 1 to 1818 code for a protein of 605 amino acids. The record is from RefSeq and is a predicted model, not a curated record. The transcript is spliced from 12 exons. Gene Ontology annotation, molecular function: dihydroxy-acid dehydratase activity.